AUGAGCACGGUACAAGACUCAAUCAUCUUCGGUAAUAUUCUCUCCACACGAGAGUCGGCAGCAGUAUGGUCGGACAAGACGCGAACCCAGUGUUACCUAGCAUUCGAGGGGGCGUUGGCCAAAUCUCAAGCCAGGCUAGGGAUAAUACCGCAAAAGGCUGCGAAUGAGAUCAUCAAUUUCUGUCUCGAUGUUCGAAAUGUCGAUAUGGACGAGCUGCGUCAGCAGACCGAGUUGAUCGGGUAUCCGAUUCUCGGGGUUGUGAAGCAGCUGGUCAAGCAUGUCAAUGAGACUGAGCCUGGUUUGGGUGAAUGGGCACACUGGGGCGCUACUACGCAGGAUGUCACUGAUACUGCCACCGUCAUUCAACUCUGGGAUACUCUGAGUUUGUUUGAGAAGGCUCUUAGCCAAAUCAUUGCUUCUCUCCGCUCAUUGGCAGAACAACAUAGAUCGACUCCCAUGGCCGCCAGAUCAAAUUUACAGCAGGCAGUGCCCAUCUCUUUUGGGUUUAAACUGGCCCGCCUGCUGGCGACUUUCCUUCGACAUCAAGAUAGGCUCAAGGAUGUUGAGUACCGUCUGACCGUCCUCGAGUUCUCAGGCGCUGCAGGUACUCUCGCAACACUACCACCCACAGCAGAGCAUCCGGAUCUAGGUCUCGAAUGUCAGCGAGAACUUGCCAAGGAUCUCAAUCUCAAGGUCCCAGAAAUAGCAUGGCACACGGAGCGGGAUAGGAUAGCAGAAUUCGGAUCUUUAUGUGCUAUGCUCACCAGUACAUGUGCCAAAUUUGCUCUUGAUAUGAAACUUAUGAAUCAGACGGAAGUGGGAGAAGUGUCGGAACCAUAUGUGCCGCAUCGAGGUUCCUCCAGCACCAUGCCACAAAAGCGAAAUCCUAUAUCGUGUGCCUACAUCACCGCCAUGGCUGCAACCGUCCGGCAACUGAGCACGAGCCUUUUCGAAGCAAUGGUCGAGGACCAUGAGCGAAGUACUGGUCCUUGGCAGAUCGAAUGGAUUGUUCUCCCUCAGAUAUCAACGCUUACGCAUGCAACACUGAAGCAGACGGCCGACUUGAUCGCAGGUCUCGAGGUUCACGAGGAUGCAAUGAAGAAAAAUCUUGACAUCUCCCAAGGUGGCAUCGUUUCAGAAGCUGUCAUGAUGGGAUUGGGGAAGACACUUGGCCGGCAAUACGCCCAUGAUGUCGUUUACGACCUGUGUCGAAAAUCUCAACAAGAGAAUCGACCAUUACUGGAUCUUCUCUGUGAGCAUGAAGAAAUCAAGAGCAAGCUGAGCAGAGAAGAGUUGGAGAGUCUAUGCAAUCCUGCAAACUAUCUCGGUUACAGUGAGGCGAUGGUCGACCGAGUGUUGAAACUUACCGAUGAACCCAAGACUCAUAGGAAAGCAAGCUUGGUAUGA
Messenger RNA from Exophiala bonariae, 1407 nucleotides. RefSeq lists its product as uncharacterized. Bases 1 to 1407 code for a protein of 468 amino acids. Gene Ontology annotation, molecular function: catalytic activity. NCBI's taxonomy places the organism in Eukaryota, Fungi, Ascomycota, Eurotiomycetes, Chaetothyriales, Herpotrichiellaceae. The record is from RefSeq and is a predicted model, not a curated record. The transcript has a single exon.